Messenger RNA from Hyaena hyaena (striped hyena), 1491 nucleotides. RefSeq names its product transmembrane protease serine 11B-like. Gene Ontology annotation, cellular component: plasma membrane. NCBI's taxonomy places the organism in Eukaryota, Metazoa, Chordata, Mammalia, Carnivora, Hyaenidae. The transcript has 12 exons. Gene Ontology annotation, biological process: proteolysis. Gene Ontology annotation, molecular function: serine-type endopeptidase activity. The coding region runs from base 1 to 1491 and encodes 496 amino acids. The record is from RefSeq and is a predicted model, not a curated record.
AUGUAUGCAGAUGACUGUGUUAAUCCAGAUCAAUUUCCGAGGUGUGCAAAAUGGUUUGGUGUUGAUUUAGCUGCAUUUCAGCUACACCAGGAGGUCCUUAUUUUAACUGUCACUAUCAUCGUUGUCAUCAUCAUCACCAUCAUCACCACCACCACCACCAUUGUCCCUGACACCACCACAACAAUCAGACUAUUAUGUACAGCUCUUACUCCAAUUCAGCAAUUUCAUGACAUCAUGUUUUUCAAAAUGUAUGGUAUAUUCUCCCAGAGAAGAUCUUGGCCAGUAUGGAUGGUGAUUCUUAUCUUUAUUGGAGUGACAACAAUCUUGGGAGUAACUGUUGGUCUCCUUGUUCAUUUUCUGGCAGUUGGAAAGACUUUCUAUUAUCAAGGUGAUUUUCAUAUUUCUGGAGUUACACACAAUGAUAAUUGUGAAUAUGGAGCUUCACAAGCCAGCACAGAUCUGAGCAAAAAUAUAGAGACUAAGAUGUCUGAUGCUUUUCAAAAUUCUAGAAUAUAUAAAGAAUAUAUCAACUCUCAGGUCAUCAAACUUCGUCCUGAUCCCAAUGGUUCAAGUGUACAGUUACAGCUGACAUUCAAGUUUUCUCCAGCAAAGAGGCAGAGCAUGAAGACUGAAAUCAAAGCUAUCCUACAUCAGAUAUUGAAAGACAACAUGGCAUCCUGGAACUCAGUCCCUACUUCCCUUAGACUCACAGAAAUCAGCAAGGCUAAUGUUGAAAUCCUUACCAACAACUGUUGUGGGAGACAAGCCAACAGUUUCAUAGCAGGCAACCGAAUUGUGAAUGGGAAGAAUGCCCUAGUGGGGGCAUGGCCAUGGCAAGCCAGCAUGCAAUGGAAAGGCCGGCACUACUGUGGGGCAUCUCUGAUCAGUAGCAGGUGGCUAUUAUCUGCAGCUCACUGCUUUGAUAUGAAAAAUAAUUCAGGAGAUUGGACUGCCAACUUUGGAACUGUAGUAAAUAAACCAUAUAUGACACAGAAAGUCCAAAACAUUAUUUUUCAUGAAAAUUACAGCAGACCUGGGGUUUAUAAUGAUAUCGCCCUUGUGCAGCUUGCUGAGGAAGUCUCUUUUACGAAGUACGUUCGUAGGAUUUGUCUUCCUGAAGCCAAAAUGAAGCUUUCAGAAAAUGCCAGUGCUGUAGUUACAGGAUGGGGAUCACUUUAUAUGAAUGGUCCCUUGCCAAUGAUACUUCAAGAAGCUUCUGUGAAGAUUAUUGACAACAAAGUUUGCAAUGCUCCACAUGCAUUAGGUGGCCUCGUGACUGAUGAAAUGCUAUGUGCGGGAUUUAUGUCAGGAAAAGCUGAUGCCUGUCAGACUGAUUCUGGUGGACCACUAGCUUACUCCGACUCUAGAAAUGUCUGGCACCUUGUUGGAAUAGUAAGCUGGGGUGAUGGAUGCGCUAAAAAGAAUAAGCCAGGUGUUUAUACUCGAGUCACUGCUUAUCGUGAUUGGAUUACAUCCAAGACUGGGCUCUGA